UGGUGAUUUCUGCGCCAAUUUUCAAUUUAUGUUGCUUCGAAAACUUAGUAACUUAUAUUAUCUCUUGAUCGGUGGUAACUUACACAUUUAUUACGCCGUUGCUAGCACUAAGGACGUGUCAGAUAUUAGCUGA
This is a messenger RNA of Dentiscutata heterogama, 133 nucleotides long. The record is from the annotation of a GenBank genome assembly. NCBI's taxonomy places the organism in Eukaryota, Fungi, Glomeromycota, Glomeromycetes, Diversisporales, Gigasporaceae.